UAGGCAUGUGAGGCUCAAACCCGACGGCUACAUUUAGUUGCGACUCAGUUACCCGAGAACCAGAAUGCGGGGAACGUGUACCGAGGAGGUCCGAAAUUCACCGGUGCACGGUCCAGGCUAUUGAGUGACAACUCCCCGCCUUCCUUACGUGAAGAGACUCGAACUUUAUCGGUCUUUGAAUCUCGAAUUUCGAACUUUUGGACCUUCCGGACCUCACUUCUUCCAUUUAGCACCGUUUGAUUGGAUUGGUACAGAUCAAUUAGCACCGUUGAGCUGCUUGAGCUUCAACCGCAAAGGAAAAGAAGACUACGUUACCCUUACCCAUAUCUCCAACCCCACAUAGUUGCCUCGGAAUCCAACCAACCCACUACAAUUAGCACAAUCAUGAUCCCGGGCCCCUAUCAAAACCUCCGCGUAGACCAGCACGACCGGAUCUUCGUCAUAACCCUCUGUAAACCCCCCGAAAACCGAAUCAACGUUGCGUUCGCGCAAGAAAUCAUUCGAGCACUCCGCGACAUCGAAAAAGAGCUUGGCCCGGAUUCAGAAGGCUGUGUGAUAACCAAGGGAAGCGAUGAGAAGUUUUGGUGUACGGGACUGGAGUUGGAUGAGGCAGAUACGAAUCCCUAUGCGAAUAGUGAUGGGUUUUAUCCUCUCCUAGCCACCCUCCUCGACUACCCGUACCCCACAGUCGCCCUCCUAACCGGCCACACUUUCGGCGGGGCCUGCCCCCUCGCCCUCGCCCACGACUACCGAAUCAUGAAUUCCCGUCGCGGCUUCUUCAGUAUGCCGCCUGUAAAUCUCGGACUCCAUUUCCCAGGUAUCGGGUCCCUUCCGCGCUUGAAACUCCGGCCCCAGGUUGCAAGGAAGAUGUUGCUGGAGGCCCAUCGUUGGACAGGAAUACAGGCACUGCAGGAUGGGAUUGUAGAUGCGGUUGCGGAGCCGGCAGAGAUGCUCGAAGUUGCUUUGGAGAAAGGGAGAAGUGUUCAAGGGAGGAGUAAAAUGGGCGUGUACAGUUCAUUAAGAAACGAGCUUUGGGGAGAAGCGACGGAGAAGUUGAGGAGUAUUAGUUAUGUGCAUGGACGGGUUGUUAGUGGACCUGCGAAGGCAAAGAUUUAG
Molecule: messenger RNA, 1116 nt
Organism: Lindgomyces ingoldianus
Lineage: Eukaryota; Fungi; Ascomycota; Dothideomycetes; Pleosporales; Lindgomycetaceae
Product: ClpP/crotonase
Exons: 2
Coding region: 385-1116 (243 amino acids)
Biological process (GO): fatty acid beta-oxidation
Cellular component (GO): peroxisome
Molecular function (GO): delta(3)-delta(2)-enoyl-CoA isomerase activity; enoyl-CoA hydratase activity
Source: RefSeq, a predicted model, not a curated record